Peniophora sp. CBMAI 1063 is the source of this 2337-nucleotide messenger RNA. The record is from the annotation of a GenBank genome assembly. NCBI's taxonomy places the organism in Eukaryota, Fungi, Basidiomycota, Agaricomycetes, Russulales, Peniophoraceae.
AUGCAUGCCAUUCCGUCCCCCUCCCCAAGUCCGGCCCCAUCGAGCCUGGACAGCUUGGCUGGCGCCGAUUUCACGACCGCGCCCUCUUCUGCCGCGGAACAGACGAACGAGCCUGUCGCCGUGAUAUCGAAGAAAAAGAAGAAGAAGAAGAGCAAGAAAUCAAGUGCGAAGACCUUGGUUGUACGGGAUGUGGCAUCAGACUCUGAAGAAAUGUCUGAAUUGCCCCCUUGCCUGUUGAGUCGCAAUAAGCACAUGCGGUACAUAUCGUCCUACCAAGGAUCUUGGUUGCAUCUUCCAGUGGAGCUUUUGGACUCGUUUCUAACGCUCAACCUCGAACCCCUCCCUUUGUAUGUCCCAGAGCAGCCUAUGUCGACGUCCACUCGAAAGGCUUUCAUUUCGGGCCUCAAUGGGAAGCAGCGUGCCUUUGAACGCACUGGAACCCCUUCAAGUGAUCAUACUCCGCCUGACAGUCCGCCGGUCUUCUCAGUGACUGUACCUCUUGUGGAAGCUCUCUCCGAAGAUCUCCCACCUCCUAUAGAUCCUGGCGUCUUCCGUUCUGUCAUCAGCAUACGGCGUCUAGUUGAAGAGGCAACGUCGCUCACUGUGCGCGCCAAUUCAGGCCUCUCCGCAGCUGCUUUGGGAUCAAUGCAAAUGACGCCUCAUGCAAAUGCGAGCCCUUGGGCUCUGGCGCAAUCUCUUGGGAUCAACCCGUUAGGUGACCCAAACCCUGGAAAUGGACGCAGGUCCCCCAUGUCUGCAACUAGGAUACAUCGCCUCCGAGCGCUCGCUGUGCAGAAACUCGCGGCCGCUUACCGACACGACGAGAUCGCGGCGUCUGUGAUGACCAUGCAAAGCGGCAGCGUCUUCGACGAUCUUGCAGAUCGCGUUCUCAAACUUGAUCCCCAUCACUCGGACGCGUUGUAUGUCAAACACUUUCACGAGAAGAUUCCAUCUCGUCAGGUUGCAGAGUUCACUACGACUGAUGCUCUUGAUGGUCUCAUUGCCAAUCAUCCUCACUGCUUGGAGUACUAUCGUUCACGAGGCAUCGUGUACACUUUCCGCGAAGAGUACACCUCCGCGAUACGCGAUUUUACCCACGUGCUCAACCAAGAGCGAUCUGCCCGCAAAGCGCGAGCGGCGCAUGCCGCUAGUGCACCUGCUGGUAAAGGUAGCAAGAAGAAGAAAGGCUCGGCACAGCACGAUGUGGAUGUUUCGUCACAACACCCGACAAAACACGAAGACGCACCGGCUCCCGUCGAGUUACAAGCGUUGUUUCUUCGUGGAUCGACGUAUAUUCAGUAUGCUGCCACGCUGAUUGAGACCAAGGCGCUGGAGCUUGAGGAUGUGGAAAAGUGUUUCCUCCCAAAUGGCCAAGAUCUUCGCCUCACUGCACCGCUUUACGGUGCGCGGUUCGGAGGCAUCGAGGCCGGGCAUCCUGACGGCCCCCUUGGCGCCCGCGAUGGCGCCAAGGCAGUGGCUUAUCGCGAUGCCUUCGCAAGCCCACAACUCCGUCAACAAGUCUUCACACAGUCGCGCAAGUCCAUACGCGAUGCCGAACGGUUCCUCACGCACUUUGGGGCUCUCGACCCACCCGGUCCAGGCAGCGGGAUGGCGUCUCUUGAAGAAAUCCCUAACAGAAUUGCUUACUCCUACGCUCUCUCAGCGGCGCUUCGUCCCGGUGUACGGUCAAAUUUGCCGACCCCGCCCGCAGAUCUUCCACGACCUGCCAUCCCUCCUCCUUACCAUCCACUACUUGUCGAGGCUCACUUCAUUAUACUGCUUGGUUAUCUGCUACUCGGAGACUUCACCGCUUUGCUUCAUGGGCUGAUACGUGCGGCCCGCGUCAUCGAGGUUCUUGAAGGCAGCCCUAUCUUCCUCCCACCGCGUUCUCUGGCUCAGGCUGAGGUCAUAGAGAUACUUGAACGGCUAGCGGGCUGUUGGGGCAACGGUACUAAGCCGUCUUCCCAGGCCAUGACGGGCAAUGGAAAGGGCGCUGCUCCAACAACGCCCACGCCACCAGUUGACGAUGUUCAAGCAUCUUCGUCUUCAUCCGCCCCUUUCGCAGCUUCAAGCUCAGCUUCGUCAUCGACGCACGUCGCAACCUCGCAUCCCCAGGAAAUCUCUCUGCCCGUGGUGCCGUCAGAUGCUUUAGAACCGUACGGAUCGCGUGACGAGCGUAACGCUCAGCUUGAUGCCGCUCGGAUGUUGCUUGCCGCUGUCAAGACACGCCAGAACGGGCAAGCUCCCGCCCCACAAUUAUCCAUCCCCCUUUACGGUCCUCGUGUCGAGAUUACUCUUGCUUGGCUUGGUGCUGUAUGGAUACCCGCCUUGGAUUGA